Messenger RNA from Trichoderma aggressivum f. europaeum, 1617 nucleotides. RefSeq lists its product as uncharacterized. The record is from RefSeq and is a predicted model, not a curated record. NCBI's taxonomy places the organism in Eukaryota, Fungi, Ascomycota, Sordariomycetes, Hypocreales, Hypocreaceae. The transcript has a single exon. Bases 1 to 1617 code for a protein of 538 amino acids.
AUGCCGUGGUUCGUUAAGCGGCGAGACCCAGCUCUUGCAGACGUCUCCGAUGAAGCCCUUCAGCAGCUCACCAAGCUGCUUUACAUGGAUACGUCCGACUACUUUGGCCAUCGGGCCAGAGAAUGGCUCGUGAAACAAGAGCAGCAAGUCAAGGGGCUUGACGUUGCGCUGCUGCGUCCAAGGAAUCUGUUGGCACGCCUCACUCUCGGGGUUUGUGGAUACAGAUUACCCAUUUACUCGGAAGGGCCGAGACUAUGCGCGGCACAUGAAGCCCUGGAUUCGAAGAUUAUCCGGUGUAUAUUGCAGUUGGUUGCGGAUGAGUGUACGAUGCAGACGAACCGGUAUCGCAGCCUACGACUCAAGAAGAUGCUGAAACCUUCGCUGGGGGGUUGGAUGGGGAGAAUCGAUUCUAUAACGGCGCUUUGGCUGGGAGAAGACAAGUUUCGGCGUGUCUUUGGGUGUCGUCUUAGGGGCGAGAUGCCGGAUUGCGCCGGGAUCAAAUGUGAGGCGUGUAUGCUUGCUGUGAUUGGUGGCUCUUCGAUUCAUCUUACGGAUCUUCGGGCAAAUGUGUUGGCGAGAAAGGCGUAUGGUACGGAGCUUACGGGGCGGGAAUGCAAGCGGCCUCGAUUGCUACGGGUGAUUGACUCGUGGAUGUCACACUUUCAGGAGGACUGCCGGAAGGAUAUUUGUGAAUGUAGCGAGGCCAUGGUGAGCGACAUUGUCGAAAUGCGCACUAUGGCGAGGAGGAGGAGAGACAGACGAGAUGAGAGACGCAGGAGGAAGGGAAAGACGCCCGGAGUGCGCAGUGAUGUGAGGAUGAGGUUGACGGAGGAGGGACUACCGAUUCCACGACAGCCGAGACUGAGAAGGCGUGAUAAGGAGAGGCUUGUUAGGAAGAAUGAGAAGAAGAUGGAGACGCUGCUGUCACUUCAGGAGACGGUGGUUGAGCAACAGGAACAGGAGUUGGAAUUUGUUGCUCUGCUUGUUGUGGACAAAGAUUGUGAUUGCGUGAGAACCAAAUCCUCGAACUGCUCUCAGAAGAACAACGAUACUACCGAGACGAUAACAGACUCCAAAUCUAAUGGAGGAAAUCAACACGAUUCUAGGGAAGACCGGCCAUUAGACAAAGAUACACGGGAAAAAGAAGCCGUCGACGAAGAAUUCCUAGUGCGAUCACAGCUCACCCCUGACGACGACACGUUUUGUAAAAGCAUCCGCACACGAAACAAGCUCGACUACAACACAAACACAACGUCGAGCUGGACAAGCAAAGUCGACGAGGAUUCACCACUCAUCGUUCAGGCGCCUCGCGUCGAAGAGCUGUUGACUCGCGAGCAGACAUCGUCGAGCGUGUACUCUUGCGACGAGGCCGUCAAAAGCAAGACGAAGAUGACGAUGUUUGAUGAGGCGCUUUCGGCGCUUUCUGGGUUUACGCGCGAAUCAGCGUCGUUGUGGUUGAUGAAUGGGAACAAGGAUCAUGCUAAGGCGGGGACGGAGAGGAGUAAAAAUCACAAGACGGCAUUGGCAAUGUUGGAAGGGAGAGAAGAAGAAGAAGAAGAAGAUGAUGAUGCUGCGUCGUGUUAUGAGACGAUGGGGUGGGGAGGACCCAGCAGGUGA